AUGAAUGAAGUUGAUAUAACAUCAUCGAGUAGCCUCACGUUUAGAGACACAGUUGGUACCCAUACUCUUCAACGAAUUGCGUCUGCCCUGUUAAAUUACUCUCAAUCUAGGGUUGCCAUGGGAAUUUUAAUUUUUAUUCACUCAUUCUUUCCACCAUUUCAAUUACUUGCCUCAUCAUUCGUUUUACCAUACUUCAACAAGACAGAUGAAUCAACUCAUUCAAUAGGUUUACGUAAAUUCUUUUGCUUUUUUAUUAGAAUUGUUGAUUACGACUCUACAACUGGAUUGCUUUUACUUUGCGAACGAAUUAUUUUCUUUGUAACAGUUAUAGUUUUCAUCGGUACGCUUUCAAUAUACUUUGCGCUUUUUUAUUUCAAAAAAAGAUUAUUUAACAUUUCAAAUGCAGCGUUUGUUUUACUCCAUUUCGCAAGCAGACUAUUCCUUCCGUGGACAGCAUCGUUUCUAGCCGUAUCAUUCUACAAUUUGCUCGAAAAUGGAGAUUAUACAUCGUUUAUUUACUGUUUAGUCUCGUCUUUACUAAAUAUAAUCAUCUGUAUAUACGGUAAUUGCGUAUUGUCAUGCGCUCCAUCGUUUUAUCCUUGCAUUGGUGCAAAAUGGGUCGAAAAUAGUGUUGGUGAUUACAUUACUUACAUUAUCUUCAUUUUGAUUGAAGUAGCACAUGAUGUGAAGACAAACAAAACGUUAAACAUCGUUGUAGCGUCUGUUGUUUUCGUUUUAUUCGGAAUUAUAUUUUAUUCUUACGUUCGAGCUUUAACUUUUACAUACGUGCAGGUCAAUGCACUUAUUUGGGCAGUAUCAUUCAUCACAUUGAUCGGCUACUGUUGGGAUAUCGUUUAUCUCGCAGGAUUUGAUAAUUAUUUGUCUGCCUUUCAAAUUACGACAAUUUUAUUCUAUCCAACAUACAAGAUAUGCUAUGUUAUUGCUCUCCACAUGAACAACAAGAUAUUAGUAUCAGUUCUUGAAGCAGAAGAACAAGGAUUUGCUUUUCUUGACAUAAACAAUCCAGUUAAAUGGGUAAACUACUCCUGUAUAGGCUAUGAAAUACUAAACUACAAUCUGGCGAUGAUUAAAUUCGGAAUGGAGAAGUUUCCUGACGAUAUCUUGACUUGUUUAACAUAUAUCAAGCUGGCAAUGCUUCUCCCAACACUGCAACCUUCAGCAAUGAGCUAUGGUAUAGGAGAACUCGAGAGAAGAGCAAAAGGAUCCUCAAUUGACAUAAUUGUCCUCUCAACUUACAAAAUGGAGAUUGCUAAACGCGAUGACGGUUCAACAGAUACAAAGUCUCGUUACAUUGAUGUAACAAAAGCCUUUGUUUCUUCGUUUUUGUCAUAUUCAGUUCAAUUUUGGAAGGAAAUCAACGCUUCCAGGUCGAAUAGAGCAGUUUCUCUGGCUAUGGAGACACACGAAAGAUACAAAGCAGCGGUAAAUAUGAUAAAAGAACUCAAAAUUUCGGGUUCAUAUGUUCAAUUACUUCGAGAUAACCUUCCUUUACCUUUCUUCGGCACUCCUUUUGAUACAGAAGACGAGAUACUGAUGGACGCAAGGAAAAUGUUCCAUAUUCAGAAUGAUAUAACAAAAUACAACGAAGAAAACGAACUCCAGAAGCAGCCAUACUAUUUAACAGGCAAAACAAUACAUGAAACAUACGCCAGGAAGUUCCUCAUUCUUCAGAAACUCUCUCUUUUGCUUCCUUACGUUUUUACCUUUUUAAUAAUCAUAUUUACGUUCGUUGUAGUCCAUAACUUCCAAAUAUACCCGACAUCGGCCAUGAAUAUCAUUGAUAAGUUCACUGACGUAAGUAAUAAUUUGACUUCUAUUUUAUAUGCGUCAACUGUAGGUUAUUUCAUACAGAAAGAUAGAUUAGACCCACAGAUGUUCUUGAAUGAUUACACAAAGAAGAUCUACACAUCGGGAUUGCAGAAUUUUACUUAUGAUAUUGAUUCAAUAACUUUAAAGAUCGCAGAUCAAAUAGAUCCAUUGUUUUCCAUGUAUGAUUCAUUCAAGUACCUCAAUUUAACACAGUAUUUGGAAGCAAAAGGCAUAAUUCAUUACAAAUUUGCUGAUAAUCACAUUCGGAACUUUACUUUCUUCCCAGCUCUCUUGAACUGCCUCGUAUUCACUUCCUAUCUCCAUAACAUCACAUUAACUCCGUUUGCGAACAAUUUUGAUAACAAUGCAGUUGUUAUCGACAGAAUUAUGGAUUUUGUAUCGAAAUCAUCAAAUCCAAUGCAGCAGAGCAUGAAAGAUACAGUUAAUAACAAGAUUAACAAGCUGAUGAUCUCUGCUUAUGUUAUUUUAGUUGUUAUUUUACUUAUUAAUAUUAUUUUCAUACAAUAUCUUAAUAAUUCAUAUAACAAAUAUUUCCAUAUGCUAAUGAUGAUCCCUAAAAACAGAAUUUCAAUGAUGAUUGAGAAGAUUGAACAUAUUAUGCAUAAAUCUUCCAGGAUUUCAUCAAAAAUUGAGAGCACAAAGGCUUUCUACUUGAAGCAGAUGAUGUGUCAGACUCCUCCACGUCAAUUUGCUACUUCUACAGAGAGAUCUUUGAUGAUGACAACGCAUUGCAUCAUCGUUGAAGCGAUUUCCAUAAUGGUUUUCAUAUUAUUCCUAUCAAACAUCAAGAAAAAGCAGAAUAAAGUGUAUCUUGGCAUUGAAGAACUUUCAUUUGUUUCAAAUCUGACUUCUUUGAUCACUUUGACAGGAAGUUUAGUAGCUCUGAAGGUUGGAAAUGACACAAACUCUGCAGUUAACCCAGAUACUUACCUCAAUCGCGUUUUUAAUGAACUUCUCGAGAUAAAAUCUUACAUGUUUAUGGACAAUAUCUCGAAAUACUACUCCAUGCAGUCCAUGUUCAAGGAAGUCGACAACAAUUACCACUCAUUGGCCGGAGCAAUUAAUGGUUUGUGCUUGAACAUGCAGAUCUUCAUGAAUACGGAGAAUAAAACGUAUACAUUCGAUGAUCCCAUCGUAAAAGAGAUCUUUGUUGCCCUGAAUUCCGCAUGGAAUAUGAUAGUUCCGAAUUUAUAUGAUGGAAUUAUCAAAGGAUCCGAUGAAGAGAUCGACCAACAGUGGGUUGAUAUGAAUACAAUGACAUUGUACGUAAUAUUGGCCUUCGCAAUCAUGAUUUACUUCAUGUUUUCAAUUUUGACAAGUAAAUUCUUGAUUGACGACUUCGUACAGAUCAUUUCUCUUACAGCAGCCUAUCUUUUAGAUGGUACUGAUACUCCUCUUGACGAUUCAAAGACACACAAAGCCAAAAAAUUUGAUUUAAUCAGAGAAUUGAAGGAAGAAGCCUUUUCAGGCGUUAUCGAUCCAACAUUCCUUAUAGACUCAAACAAUGUCAUCAGAUAUGCUUCUCCUUCGGUCUACGAUACAUUUCUCUCCCGACCAACUAAUGGCGUCACAAAAAUUGACAAAUUUCUUUCUCAUUCCGGCGUCAACAUCGAGGCGACACUUCCUCCUACAGAGCAGUUCAUUGUCAAUGCAGAAAGGAAGACGCCAGACGGCUCAGUUUUCCUUUUCAAGCUGAUUUUCAGGCCGAUUUCGGAUCUGAUUUUGAACGACGUGAAAAUCGACUACGCACUGAUAAUUGUAGACAAAACAAUAAAGAAAGGAAUUACCAGGAGAAUGGUGAGAGAAAAUGCGAUCUUGGACAGAACGAUUUCCUCUUUUGUUCCAACAGGAUUCACACACAAAAUUGCUCCAUUUUUAGGUGUCGCGUACAUCACGUUUUCUGACGAAGCUGUUGAUGAACACGCUGUAGAAGUCACGACGAAGAUCAUGGAGUUCGCUGCUGAAGGACCUGACCUGCAGCCAAUCUUCCGCAGCUUGCAGUCAUUCAGAAUUGUUUCUGGAGCGUUGACAGACAAAAACGCAACACAAGCAGUGAAUGACUUGAUUCUGUUCGCGUUGAAGAUUAAGGAAUGGGCAACUCCUUUGAAUUACAAGUACAAGAUAACAAUAUCUGUGUACGAAAACGCGUUGGUUGAGAGCGACAUGACAAUUGCACCUCAUUUCGAUUUCUUGACUCCGAGAAUUACUCAGGAUAUAGAAGUCUCUAUUUAUGAUCAGCCAACAAUACUGUUGACAAGACCGGCGUUCGACGCUGUCUAUGAUUUGGGUUAUGAACUAGUUUUGUCCACAAAAACUGUUAGAUUUGGACAAAGAAUUGAAGUAUAUUCUAUUGUUUAA
Molecule: messenger RNA, 4209 nt
Organism: Trichomonas vaginalis G3
Lineage: Eukaryota; Parabasalia; Trichomonadida; Trichomonadidae
Exons: 1
Coding region: 1-4209 (1402 amino acids)
Source: RefSeq, a predicted model, not a curated record